Molecule: messenger RNA, 5086 nt
Organism: Pygocentrus nattereri (red-bellied piranha)
Lineage: Eukaryota; Metazoa; Chordata; Actinopteri; Characiformes; Serrasalmidae
Gene: hpcal4
Product: hippocalcin like 4
Exons: 4
Coding region: 202-777 (191 amino acids)
Molecular function (GO): calcium ion binding
Source: RefSeq, a predicted model, not a curated record
AGAAGCGAACGCUCCAUUCAUUAUUGCUGUGGCUGAGGGAGGAAGAAGCAGCAGGUCCGUGGCUCAUUCUCCGGGAAGCAGCCUGCUGUUCUUCAGCCGCUGAGAGGAUAACACACUUUUGUGAAACACACACACACGCACACAUAGACACACGCGAAAAGGCCGGUUACCUCACCAGAAACACUUGGAGAGGUCAUUAAAAUGGGGAAACAUAACAGCAAGCUUGCUCCAGAGGUUUUGGAUGACCUGACCAAGAAUACAGAGUUCAAUGAGGCAGAGCUAAAGCAGUGGUAUAAGGGCUUCCUAAAGGAUUGUCCCACCGGCAUCCUCAACCUGGAGGAGUUUCAGCAGCUCUAUGUCAAGUUCUUCCCCUAUGGUGAUGCCUCCAAAUUUGCUCAGCACGCCUUCCGGACCUUUGACAAGAACGGCGAUGGCACAAUUGACUUCAGGGAGUUCAUCUGUGCCCUGUCCAUCACUUCCAGAGGAAGUUUUGAGCAGAAGCUCAACUGGGCCUUUAACAUGUAUGACCUGGAUGGAGACGGCAAGAUUACACGCAUGGAGAUGCUCGAGAUUAUAGAGGCGAUCUAUAAAAUGGUCGGCACUGUGAUUAUGAUGCGCAUGAACGAGGAUGGCCUGACACCUCAGCAGCGUGUGGACAAGAUCUUCAGCAAGAUGGACAAAGAUCACAAUGACGAGAUCACGCUGGAGGAGUUCAAAGAGGCAGCCAAGAGUGACCCUUCUAUCGUCCUCCUACUGCAGUGUGACAUGCAGAAGUAAGGGAGAAGAGGAGAGAAGGAUGGGUGGGGCUGAAACAAAAUGUACAGACUUUUAGAGAGGAGGAAGUUAGGCCACGUUCACAUUGACAUUUUGGUAUCUGUGAAAAACACACCUGCAUUUGAUUUCAAAGAAAACAAUGCAUUGAUGGACAGUGGGCACCAAAACCUGGGGAUAUGUGAAAAUUACACAUAUUGCUGUCUGUUGAACUUUGACCAUGCAUCAGGCAUUGUUAAGCAAGACAAAAGAGAAACUAAUCACUGUGAACUGACAUUCAGAGCUGUACAGUCCAACUCUAAAGAUCUAUAAGGACACCUCACAGCUAGAUAAAAGACCUUGAUAAAAUUAAGGACUACUGGAUAUUAUAAUGUAUAUGUUAGUUUUGUGUUUCAUUGACAAUAAACAUAUAGCACUGUAGUAAUUAUACGACAAAAUAAUAUAUAUUUUUUUUGAUAGACCCCAAAAUCUCUUUGUGAACGUGGCUUUAGCGAGAGUGCACAUAAAAAAAAGAUGUACAUACUGUUGUGAGGAAUGUGAGAGUUAAAGGGGUUUGAGACUGAGACAGAUUAAGAAAAGAAAGAAUGGUUUGGUUUAACAUUGAGAGGAGAGUACAAGUAAACUCACCAGAGUGAUGAAAGCCAUUUCCCCAAUCUUUGCCCAGCUAGUGAACUGUGCUGUACGUCAGGCAGUACCAUGCUCUUGUGGCUUCUAGGCUUAAGUCUAAAGAGAAAAGUCCAUUAAGAAGCCUGAAUAAUUAACAGAUAGCAGUUUUAACACAGGAGACUCCCAAUUCCUGGCAUUUUAAUAUAUAAAUGCAAAUGAACAGUGAAAAUGUACUGAAUAUUCCUGGAAGCACUGACACAACUGUAGAUUUUCAAGGUUUUGAAGAAAUGUCAUUCUCUUUUUGUCCUUAUGGAGUCUAAAUGUCAAACAGGCAAUACGCUUCUGUGACCAUGGGUGGUUAAAAAGCCUCACUGAACAGAAAUCCAUCAUGUGUCAUGUCAUGGAGAAAACUGUUAGAGGUAACGUUUUCUUAGAAACUAUGCUCCAUGAAGUGAGGAGGUAAUGGCAACUGCAGUAUUGUCAUAAUGGUAGAUUUGAGACAUGCUCUAAUAGCCUAUUAUCCAGUGUCUAAUACUAUCACGAAUCCUGGCCUUCAUCAGCUGGUCUGAGAGAACAGAGAACAGGACUGAAAUAUUGUGGUUCCAGGUUGCUCUCACAUAUGAAGGAAGGAUAGAGGUCAAAGAGUUGGGCACAUUUGCCAGACUAAACACUGCGAAUAUAUGUACAUGAUGAUAUAUGACAAUAUACACCAACAUAUAAUAUGUAAAUGUAAAAUGUUUCACUAGAAAUGCUUUCAUAUUACAACACAGCCGCAUCUACACUAUAUGUAUAUGAUGUCGCUAUGUCUCUGCAGGUGUGAAAAAGAGUGAAGUGUAACUGUGUUCUGUGUAUGAGAGAAUAUGUAUGUGUGUAAUUGUGCAAACUUGUGUGUAUACAUGAGUGUGUUGUGUGUUUGUGUGUGUGUAUGAGUGUGAAAGCGUAUGAGCAUGUGAGGAAAAGGUCUUUGACUUUAUUCCUUGCUAUCCACACCAGUGCUGGGAGUAUUAAAGUGCUGUUUGUUUUUGGCUGGUGUGCUGUGCACUAUUCUCACUUGUUUUCUAAUGAAAGCUAUAUAGUUCUCUGUAGUCCUGAUGACAUAAUGCUUCUCAUCUGCCAGUGUACAAGCUUAGCAGGUAAUAUCCGAGAGUAAUUGUAUUAAUAUUGUCUAAAUGCCUUUUGCUAUUUCUCUCUGGUAUAAUCAAAACAAACACAGAUGUAAGCCAGGAAGCAGAAUAUUAUUUGUUGCUGCCAAUACUUAUGAGAAUAUUGUUGCACUAGGUAGAAGCAAGUACGCCUUGUUUUAUACUGCUACCCAGUGGUGAAAUAGUUCAGUCUUGGCAACCCAGCUAACCUCAACCACACGUUUGCUGAUUAUGAGGGUUAUGGCCAUAUGUACUGGGAUAAAAAAAAAGCUGUACCUUUUAGUACCAAAUGUUGAAAUAAAUUACUUAUCUACUUUCAACUUCCUUGCACAAUGUGGAGAAAUGGGUUAUUCUCACAAACAUAACAAAUACUGGAACUUGAAAAAAUUAAAAUGACCAAAAUUUAAUGUUAAUUUCUUUCUUUUUUUGGGUGUACAAACAAUGUUGUGUAGUUGAAUAAUUAAACAAAAAUCUGAACCAUUUAUUUUAUUUUACAUUCAUUUUAAGUGCCAUUUUCCAUUUCCAGAGACCAAAUUCUCAUUACAGCAACACAGUUUUAAGAUCUGACAUUCUGUAAAUCUUUUUUUCAAAAACUUUCUCCGCAUAACCUAUAUACCAUAUACUAUAUACCACCAAGCCAACUAUUCACUCGUAAAUAUUUUGCAAAAUGUAGUACUCUGCACUUCUCACUACUCCAACAGCCUUUGAGUUUUUUUUUACCUCUGCCACAUGACGUAGUGAUGUCACUUCACAAACAAGUCAAUAAAGCAAAGUGAUUCAACAGUUAAACAUAAUUCAAACUCUUUUUUUUCCAAUUUAAUAAGGUGAAAUAAUGGUAAACAUUGGUAAUGAAAAACACUUGUGGACAUGCGGAAAUGAGAAUAAAAAUGAUUGAAAAUAGAAAAAUGAACUCCACAAACUUUUUGCUGCACCAUGUAGAGCUGCAAUUCAUCUACUAAAUGACAUGAAUAUUAUUUUUCUGUGUGAUGCUUAUGACACUCAAAUAUAGAUAUGUUUUGAGACAAUUUUGUGAGAAUGACCCAAAUGCUGAUUUAUGCAUUCCAUAGAAGUCUGCACUGUUUUCCUGCACAUAAAAGAUAUGUGGUGUUGAACUGACUUAAAAUGUCAAUAGUGAUUUUUAAUCUUUGACUGGGCUUAACCUGUGUUUACUUUAAGUAGGUGCUUAUAAUACUUCAAGAACUGGUUCACUGAAAAAUAUAAUUAACACAAUUUAUCCCAAAUAUAGUUGAUCAGCCAGGAUAUGUUUGUUGUCUGAAGUUUGCAUAUCUAGUUUUGCACUGGAGCUACAUGGCUAAUGUAGCUAAAAAUUAAUGGAAGUCAAAAUCUUGUAAACCAAAAUCUUUUAGGGUGACUUUUGUUGUAUUAGCCCCAUAACAAGACUGCAGAACAAAAAAGGCAAACUGCAUUUGCCAGACGUGUCUUGGCUGAUUAGCUGUGUUUGGGAUAAGGAAAACUACACCUUUAAGGAUCACUGAUGUCUCACUAUGCCCAUCACAUGUUAUAUUUUGGCGAAGCAGUUACAGGCAUUAAUAUCUAGUUUUGAUCGCAUACCUUUAUGUAUGUAUAGCUGGGAUGUACUACAUUUUAUAAUCCUAUGUUUGCGGCAUUGAUGUGCUGGUGCUCUGUAAUCAUUCUGUUCUCUAGCAGUGUAACAAUGCAUUGCUUAGCUGUGUUGCUUUUCAUUGCUCAGUUCAGUUGCUGGAUUUUUAAAGGUUCCCAUGUUCCGUAACCUACUAAGUAUGUAAUCUAUUCAAGCAAACAAUUAUGCUAAUACAAAAUAAUGACAAUAAGAGGACGUUACUACGCAUCAGACACAGCAACGCUGAAAAUCUAAACCUUAACUCUACGAGCAUCACUCUACAUUAUGUGCUAGUUCUGUGUGACUUUAAUACAUUAUGGUGAAUGCAAGAGACCACUUAAUAGCAUCUCUGAGGGACUGAACUUUAGGCUUCCAGCAUAUUAUUACUGAGUAACUGAUAUAUAUGUUCUUCUAAUUCGGUUUAGAGAUUAGAUGUGCCAAAAACUACGUGAGUGGAGGUAGAUUUGAAAUACAUUUUAAAAAGUUUCCACCUGUUCCAAGUAAGUAAGUAAGCAUGUCAACUCAAAUGCCUGCUGUUUAAGGCCUGAUUCCACUUCCAUUGGGCCGUCAAAUGAUGGGCUGUUUGUGUGUUUUUUUUCACAGAGAUAUUACGAUAUUAGACCCUGUGUGUCAGUUUUAAACAUAAUAAUAUAAUAUUUGGAUUAAGAGUUGCUCAAGGUGUCUCAAACAUAGGAAUUGAUUCUCAUGGCCACUGCAUUGAUGACACUGCUUAGAAAAUUCUGUUACCAUAAUGUAUAUCCCAGCAUACGGAACCUAAAAGGGAAUUCAUGUGACCAGUUGUGCAAUACAUUUUUAAUAAUAUGUUCAUGUGCUAUGUGUUCUGUAUGUCUGCUUUCAUUUUAUUUUUCAAUAUCGUAAUCGUAAAGCUCCUUCAAUAAACAAAUGUGUUAUUUUUGGUACAUAGAGAAUUAAACUUGUGGAUGUCUACUGAAUCGCUGCAACAGAA